Molecule: messenger RNA, 825 nt
Organism: Carica papaya (papaya)
Lineage: Eukaryota; Viridiplantae; Streptophyta; Magnoliopsida; Brassicales; Caricaceae
Product: putative expansin-B2
Biological process (GO): sexual reproduction
Cellular component (GO): extracellular region
Source: RefSeq, a predicted model, not a curated record
AUGGAAUUUGCUUUUAAAUACUCAUUAUACUUCUUAUUUGUGUAUUUCUGUAUGUUGUUUAACUUUUCUUACUGUUUUUGCUCUAAAUUGCAUAAUUUUUCCUUCUCACAAUUUGAUUCUAAUUGGUCACCUGCUGCUGCUACCUGGUAUGGUAGCCCCAAUGGUGCUGGUAGUGAUGGUGGAGCUUGUGGAUUUGGGAAUAUUGUGGGUCAACCUCCGUUCUCUUCAAUGGUAUCAGCAGGAGGUCCUUCCCUCUUCAAAGGAUGCCAUGGAUGUGGAGCAUGUUACCAGGUCAAGUGCACAUCUGAUGUAAAUAAAGCAUGCUCUGGAAAUCCAGUUAUUGUAGUCAUUACAGAUAAUUGCCCAGGAGGUCCAUGCGCAUCAGACUCAGUUCAUUUCGAUCUAAGUGGUACUGCUUUUGGAGCCAUGGCCAAUUCUGGUGGUGCUGAACAACUUCGCAGUAUUGGAAAGUUAACAAUCCAAUAUAGAAAAGUAAACUGCAACUAUCAUGGAAAGACAAUGACUUUCCAUGUUGAUUCAGGCUCCACCUCCAAUUAUUUUGCCACCCUAAUUGAAUAUGUAGAUGGAGAUGGAGAGCUUACUAAAGUUGAAUUAAAACAGGCUUUAAACUCAGACACUUGGCUUACCAUGCAAAAUUUAUGGGGUGCCCUUUGGAAACUUAAUUCCGCCUCUACUCUUCGUGCUCCUUUUUCUAUCCGGUUAACUGUAGCGGGAACUGGUGAAACUGUGGUUGCUAAUAAUGUAAUUCCUGUUAAUUGGAAAGCAGGUCAAACAUAUCAGUCACUAGUCAAUUUUAAACAUUAA